AUGUCCUUAUGGAGCCGCGACGAGGCACCGAUGUGCAAAGUCUUUCCAUCUAGCUUGGAAGAAUUCAGACUUCGAUGGUUCGAUCGUCUCCCCGCUGGAUCGAUUUACGACUGGAAGCAGCUCUCUGAAGAGUUCUUCGCCAGAUUCGUCUCCAACACUAAGAUCCCAAAAGAGCCAGAUACCUUGUUCGGUCUCCAAAAUGAACAUGAGGAAACACUGCGUAAUUAUGCUAGAAGGUAUUGGGAGGAAUAUAAUGAUCUGGAGGAAAACGUUUGCAGUGAACAAAUGGCUGUAAUGUCUUUUAAACACGGUCUGCGUCCGGAAAGUAAGCUGAGACAAUCACUUACCAAGCACCCAACCACAGCACUGAAAGAUUUACGCGGCAAGACUAAACAGUAUGCUCGCCUCGAAGAUAAUCAGAUCCCCAUCGAGGUAGCAUCAACUGAACAAACAACCCGAAACAAAACAAGAGCAGACCGAGGGGAACACCAAGGACUCACAACGAAUGAAGUAGGCAAGUCUAAAUCUCAUGAAACAGUUGUGACUGUAUUCAAGGAACAAAUCUAUCGUAUUACGGAAAAAAUCAAGAGAGAAUCAUUCUUUACUUAG
Camellia sinensis is the source of this 609-nucleotide messenger RNA. The record is from RefSeq and is a predicted model, not a curated record. NCBI's taxonomy places the organism in Eukaryota, Viridiplantae, Streptophyta, Magnoliopsida, Ericales, Theaceae.